Molecule: messenger RNA, 523 nt
Organism: Callorhinchus milii (elephant shark)
Lineage: Eukaryota; Metazoa; Chordata; Chondrichthyes; Chimaeriformes; Callorhinchidae
Gene: ndufs6
Product: NADH:ubiquinone oxidoreductase subunit S6
Exons: 4
Coding region: 47-427 (126 amino acids)
Biological process (GO): mitochondrial electron transport, NADH to ubiquinone
Source: RefSeq, a predicted model, not a curated record
AGGACCCGGCGGCGCUGUUGAAGGUCAGCAGUGACUGUGGGGUAAGAUGGCGGCUGUUCGCUGCUGUAAUCGGCUGCGGCUCCUGACAGCCCGACCCGGGCACAGCCUCCGGCUCCAGGCCGCGGCCCUCACCACUCACCACCCGCGGGGAGCGGAGAAAGUAACUCACACCGGCCAGGUUUAUGAUGAGGCGGACUACAGAAAAGUUAGGUUUGUUGGACGGCAGAAAGAGGUCAAUGAAAAGUUUGCUAUUAAUCUAAUCGCUGAGCAACCGAUUACUGAGGUAGCAGAUAGAGUGGUUUCCUGUGAUGGUGGUGGUGGAGCCCUCGGACAUCCUAAGGUGUAUAUAAACUUGGACAAAGAUACAAAAGUUGGAACUUGUGGUUAUUGCGGCCUUCGCUUUAAACAGAUACAUCAUCAUCAUUGAGAUGGACAAUUGGAUUCCUGUCUCUUCAUAUGAUAGACUUGCAUAACCUUCUCCAAUUGGAGCUCUGAAAAAAAAUAAAAUGUUGGUAAAGCUUUA